Cynoglossus semilaevis (tongue sole) is the source of this 5571-nucleotide messenger RNA. Its product is annotated as ankyrin repeat domain-containing protein 11-like. The transcript is spliced from 5 exons. Gene Ontology annotation, biological process: anatomical structure morphogenesis. Lineage: Eukaryota; Metazoa; Chordata; Actinopteri; Pleuronectiformes; Cynoglossidae. The coding region runs from base 38 to 1303 and encodes 421 amino acids. The record is from RefSeq and is a predicted model, not a curated record.
UCCCAGCACAGUGGAUUUACCAGACACUCAGGAGACAAUGUCCAAGCUAACCCCUGUUACCUUGACCACUGCAUCCACCAUUGUAGAUAUCCCCAAAAAGGUGGAUGAAAUCCCUCAAAGAAUAACUCGCAAUCGCGCCAAGAACAAUCCCCCUGCUGCUGCUCCUUCUACCUCCACCAUAGUAACCUCAUCUGCCACUGUCACCGCAGUCACCACCUGUCCAGCAGCUAGCGUUAACCUGACUCCUACUAGAACUCCCACGCCCACCCCAGUCUCUACUUUCUCAACUCCAAAGAGAGACAAAGAACCCGUGAUUCACGUCUCCUCUACAUCAAACUCUGUCACAACGGUGUCUGCACCGACUUCCGUAACAACUUCUGCUUCAGUUGUUCUCGCUAAGUCGACAAAAGGACGUCUUCUCACAGUGGAUGAUGAGGAGUCGCAGACCCAGCAUCCUCGGAAAAGAAAGUUUGCCCGGCCCACUGGGCAGCAGGUCCAGGUUCAGCUGGUGAACACAGCAAUGCAGCAGACCAGGGAGAUGAUUCAGCAGACGUUGGCUGUUGUGGUAAAUGCCAUUAAGCUGGACGACAUUGAGCCUUACCACAGCGAUCGCUCCAACCCGUACUUUGAGUACUUGCAGAUCAGGAAAAAGAUUGAGGAAAAGAGGAAAAUCCUGUGCUACAUAACCCCACAAGCUCCACAGUGCUAUGCUGAAUAUGUGACCUACACUGGCUCCUACCUGUUAGAUGGCAAACCCCUCAGCAAGCUACACAUUCCUGUGAUUGCACCCCCUCCAUCACUGUCAGAACCUUUGAAGGAGCUCUUCAGACAACAGGAGGCAGUUAGAGGGAAGCUCAGGUUGCAGCACAGCAUAGAACGGGAGAAGCUGAUUGUUUCAUGUGAGCAGGAGGUUUUGAGGGUCCAUUGCAGAGCAGCCAGGACAAUAGCCAAUCAGGCUGUGCCAUUCAGCGCUUGCACCAUGCUGUUGGACUCUGAAGUAUAUAACAUGCCUUCAGAGAGUCAGGGUGAUGAGAACAAAUCUGUGAGAGAUCGCUUCAACGCACGUCAGUUCAUUUCCUGGAUUCAGGAUGUGGAUGAUAAAUAUGACCGCAUGAAGACGUGUUUGUUGAUGCGGCAGCAGCAUGAGGCAGCAGCACUCAAUGCGGUGCAAAGGAUGGAAUGGCAACUAAAGGUCCAAGAGCUGGACCCAGCAGUACACAAGUCCCUCUGUGUCAACGAAGUGCCGUCCUUCUACGUCCCAAUGGUCGACGUCAACGAUGACUUUGUCCUCCUUCCUGCGUGACAUGCGUGCUUACAGAUAAGAGCGCCAACAGUUUUUAUAAGGACUUCGUUACAAAGAACGAAUGGAAAGGGCUAGCAAGUUUGACAGAGGACUUUAGAUAAUAAAAAUUAUAUUCUUUAGAAAAAGUAAAGAUAUAAAAAAAAAAAAAACUUGCUCUCAAUUCCCUUCCAUGAAGAAGGAAUCAUGUUUUUACUGGGGGGAAAAGAAAAUACACAACUUGCACUUUCAUCCUCAGAAGUUUUUAUGCUUUCGGUCGAUCAGAGUUGGAAAAGCAGAAACAGUUUUUGCUUAAAUGCUCUGACAUCAGGACACUGAGACUACAGACGGGAUGGUAUAUUCUGCAUUUUUUGGUUCUUUCUCGUAGAAGACCUGUGACCACUGGGAGAAGAUGCUGAGAAGAGCUCUCUCUGUAGUGUGGUGCCCCUGCUAAAGGAGGACUGAGGACGAGCUUCCCCCCGUCAAUCCCAGGUUUCUUUUGGGACAGAAGAACUCCACCAAGUCGGUGCUGGACUGUCAGUGAAGAUGUGUUGCAGUGUAGAUCCUAAAUGUCUAAUCAUAAAAUGACAGCCAGAGCAGACCGACAGAUAAGCAGGGAUCUCAUGAUGGUUGAGAGGUUACCAAGUGAAACAUCCCCGGAGGGUGCGUGAAGUCCCUGCACCUGACCUGACUGUGCAGCAAAUCUGCAGCAGAGUCUGCAGCAGGUCAGUCAAGUAGAGCAGAGGGUUUUUAAAAAAUGUGUGAGUGCACAUCAGGGUCCAGUGUCCGAGGAGAAAAGACUGAUCCUGCCGCCUCUCAGCCUGGCUAAACAGAUGGAGAUGAGUAAGGAUGACAGAGGACAGACAGAGGGGUUCCUCAGCUUUCCUCCCUGCUCUGAGACAAACACAUCAGACUGCCAUGGACUGCAAAAGCAACCACAGGACAACCAGAUGAAACAAAUAUAACGAAUGUUCAGACUCUAAAAGACUAUUGAGAAAAGGUGGAAAAUGGUGGUUUUACAGGAGAAGAGAAAUAUUGUUUGUGUCUAUUUCUUUACUUGGGCAUUUCAUUUUUUUUCUGAGGAAGUGACUUGAAACACUACAGAGCCAAUAUUAGUUUAUUGAAAAAAAGCAAACAAAAGAAAACAGAAAAAAAGUUGUAUUCCAUAAAUUAUGUACAGUUUUAUAUUCGUUAACCAAUGUAUUCUUGCUGCCUUCUAGAUAAUUUAUUUUGCCACACAUUACUGCACAGUUGUAAAUAACCUAUGUACUGUAAUAUCACUCAGUUAAGUGUAAAGAAAAAAAAAGAUAAAAGAACUAAAAAUUAUCUUUUUAUGUACAGUUCACAUUCGGGCCGCACUUUCCUCCCCGUUCAUAUCCAUGGGCCAAAAUGUGUACAGGAUUCUGUCAGUAUUUGAAAGAUUCCAGUGCAGACUGGUUAUGGUUCCAUCUAUUGAACCAGUCCAGGCUUACUACAUGGAUCAACACAUAACACAAAUAUAGCUGACAGAGAAAAGCAGCCUCUCACAGGCCACCAUAGAGUCCCUUGGAUGUAGCAGAAUAACUGGUUAAUGAUUUAUUUAAAAAGUAGACAGAGGAUUAUUAUUAUUAUUCAUUAUUGCUUUACUUCACAGUUAUAUCUGAAAAUUUCCGACCAAGAAAAUGCCUUUUUCAGUAAAAAAAAAGAGAAAAAAAAGAAAAAAAAAACAUUGUUGGGCAAAGUCACACACAUUUACAGUAUAUCAGAGUUUAAAAGUUAUAGUGAUGUCAUUCAUGUCUAAUGCCAUCUUGUAGUGUGUAUAAAGUUUUGUUGAACUUGUUUUUCCUUUGCUAGAGUCAGACUGAAAUUGUCUUGUCGUGAUCACAAACCGUUGGAUGAAAACAAGACACAGGUCUUUCAGCAUUUCUCUCUCUGCUCAUCUGCUUCGUCUUUAAAAAAGACCGAAGCCGUUUGAAGGUUCCACCCUGUUCCAACAUGACACCGUCUGUGUCGGUCAGUCUGUCCGUUGCUCAUAGUUGGAGAGCACAUUUGUUUUACCUUGGUGCUGUUUCAUCUUUACCCACUGAAUGGCACGGCACCUCAGUGGAUAUAAAAAUUUUAAGAACCUUAUUUUGCUUUGCAUGAGACCUGUGGCCUUACUAUUGAGUGGGUGUUUUACAAUUAUUUAAAUUUCUCAUAUGACUCGUAGGAAGUUUGAUUUCCUGAGUUUGAAUUAUAUUUGAAAACCCUUCGUCAAAUUUGUUAUCAAAUUUUAUCAGUUGCCUAUUUGUAAUAGGUUGGGCUUGUGUUUUUAAUCGUUUUCGUUACUUCCUCAUGUUGUUCUGUUUAGCUACAUUCAUAUUGUUAUAUCUGGCCAGAGCAGACACUUACUUAAAAUUUCUAAGAAAUCAAAUCAACCAAAAAUGUCAAAUGACUCGGAGCAGUGCAGAGGAGAGAAGUAGCUAUGAUGCUGGAACGGCUCUGAGGUUUUAUUGUUUUAUCGAUAUCUUCAGUUCACAAUCCCUGUAGAAGUGAUCAUUUUUGCUGAUCUGUAUCAGUUCUCUACCUUUAAGUGAUUCCUGCAUUUAAAAACAAAACAAACAAAAACAAACUUUCAGUUCAACACAUGGAACAUCUGCCUUUCUGUGUGUGAGAGGUGUCUGUGGACCUUGAAGGCAACAUACUCUGAAUCUACUUAUGUUACUGAGACACACAGUCAGUCGGCGCUGUCACCGUGGGUGGUUUGUCUUGUCAAGUGAAACAGAUGUUUGUACUACACCGUGUAGACAAAGUGGCUCAAUGCUCAAGUCUUGGAUUUUUUUUUUAACAGGUUCUCUCACAUAAAGACCUGCAAAUUUAGAUUGACACAGCCAGAAAUUUUAGAUUGAAACCCCAGUUUGUCCUUGUUUUGCAUUACAUUGUUGGUGAUUUCUAAUUGUUUUUUCUUUUGUUUGUUUUGGGGAAAUGGUUGUCGGGUGUCUUUAGUUCACAAAAUCAGUAAGUGUGUGUGUGUUUGUGUUUUUAGCUCAUUGUACUUUUGAAUGUUGCUUUGUUUGCUUUAGGGUUUUUUUCUUUCCUUUGUGACGGAAACAUAAACACCAGUGGCAUGUCAAUCACGUGGCUUUAUUGAGCUGAAUGUAUACCGUUACUAUUCCCUGACGUACAGCACCCUCUCACUAUUGUUUACAAGCCAGUGCGCAUGCGUGUGUGUGUCAGUUUUGUACAUCACCAUUUUGUUUGUUGUUUUGUUUUUUAACUGUUUUAGCUUUGCCUUUGUUUUCUACUCGUGUGAUCAGUCAUUCGUUCGAAUCACAAAGGCUUGAAAUAGUGAUGGUUGACGUUAUGUAACAUGCUGUCUGUCCCCGGAUCUGUGGCACACACAGCCAGACGCAUUAGACUAAACACCUUCAAUCGACCACAGAGAUUCCACAGCUUGAAUAGUCGCCCAACGAAAAAAAAAAAAAACAAGAUCCAUGGAUUAAUUAGACAACACACAGAAACACACAUCAGUCCUCAGAUGCACAGUAGAGCACUUGGUGGUGGUGACACAGCUUCUAACCUGACACCACCUCAGUCAGCAACAUAUUACCUCUACUUUCCUUACAUUCGCUUAAUGUUUAUUUAGGGUUUGUCUUUGUUGUUUUUCUUAUUAUUACUGGACAUAGAUAUACAUAAUUGCUCAUUUUUUGUGGAAUCACAAUUUCAAGCCUUUUUUUCUCAUUUUCUUUUGUUGUUUUUUUUUAUUUUUUAAUUAAAACCCAGACUGUAGCUGUUUCUUUGUUCCUUAAUUUUUUAUUUUUUUUUAGAAUGAAAAUGACUAAUACAAAGCAUGGAGAACUACUCUUUAAAUGGUGAAAAAUAAUCUAUUUAUUAUCUUUUUUUUUCUGACACCUGUGGUAUGUUUUGAGUUGAAGUUGGUCUCCGCUGUGUAAAUUUUUCUCCUUGUAAUGCGUGAAAGAGACGUACUGUACAUAGUUGUGUAAAUAAAAACCUCCCAGGAUGUUUUGCACCCUCCUCUUUGUACUAGUCUGAAAAAUUGCGUAGAAUGUGGGGUUCUAACAGCAACGGGCAGAGUUUGCUCGCUGCCAGCAAUUACGAUGUAACAAUGUAACAUUUUUUUAUCUGUACAAUGUAGUUUAUUUGUGUACAUAUUGUUGGAGCAGCUAAGGGGGCGGGGGGAGUGUAUGAAGGGGGGUUGUUGAUGCUAUCGUCAGUGCUGUAACAGAACUCCAGUACUUUCACCUCUAGCUGUUGUUGAUUUCUUGCAAAAGUUUUAAGAAAAAGGACAAAAAAAAAGUUUGAAAAGGAGUGAA